This is a messenger RNA of Leptomonas pyrrhocoris, 1204 nucleotides long. RefSeq lists its product as hypothetical. The transcript has a single exon. The record is from RefSeq and is a predicted model, not a curated record. The coding region runs from base 68 to 1204 and encodes 378 amino acids. Lineage: Eukaryota; Euglenozoa; Kinetoplastea; Trypanosomatida; Trypanosomatidae.
CAUGCAGCCCCCCAGCGCCACAGGCGUGACGUCCGUCUCGUUGCGGCGCGUUAGUUACCCAUCGAGGAUGCCCUCGCCAGUGAUGCGGGCACGACGCUCCGCAAAACUUGCGGAGUACCUCUCCACCUACGCCCUAUUGGAGCACAUCGGCAUUCACCCCACCGCCCUCAUCGAGAAGCGCGACGCUGCUGUAGGGAUUGGGCUGUACGUGCGCGACGCUUGCGACGCUGGCACCUCCCUUCUCGCCGUCCCGUCGCGCCGCUUCUGCGCGAAUUCCGUCCUCUCCAAAGUGGGCCUGAAGUGCCAAUUCACAAACCCUUGGCAGACGACGUCGCAGACAACCACCACGACCGCACUCGCCGGGCCUUCACUGUCGCCGAGGGCCACGGACACCAUUCAAGAUGGGAUUGUGUCCUUCCUCACCGGGAGCUCCCAGUGGCCGGAGCUGGCGUGGCGCCUUACGCUGGAGCAGCACCGCAGUGUCUCGCACCUGUGGGGCUGGCUGCAGAGCCUUCCCUCCGCAGCGGAGUUGAAGGACCAGACGGAGGCCGCGGAGCGACACUGUCGCAUCCAUCACACGAUGCUGCUGCCCUACUACCUCAAAGGCCGGCAGCGAAUGCAGGACGAGACUCUCGCGGCGUACCGGCAGCUGCGUACGAACAACUUGCUCGUCAGCUACACCACUUUUUAUUGGGCGGUGGAGGUGCUACUGUCUCGCGGACUGCUUCUCCCGCUGGCUUGGCCGGUGGAAAGAAGCGCGAAUGAAAGCUUGUUGAUGCGGGAGCGAGCGUCGGCGCGCGGCGACGAGGACGUGGAGGAACAGGAAAGAGGGUUGUUUGCACAGAGCCCACCCGAGGAGAACACCUUGGAGCUUGGUGUCGUGCCUUUUUUAGACCUCGUCAACGCCCCAGACGAUGAAGGCCGUGUCGUGAACGCACGCAUCGAAGUUGCCUCGACGCUGGAGGAGCUACCGGCGUUCUUUCAAGAAGAAGUUGUCGUCACCUCCGCAGCAAAGGGGCGUGAUGGGACGGCGGAGCUGGAGGAACUGCUGAGGACGCACUACUACCUCUGCCUCACUUUGUUGGCACCUCUGCGUGCUUCAGAGGAAGUGAUCGUGGAUUGGGACGUCCCUGUGGUCACGACGGGUGUUCUGCACAGCGCAGAAGAUCAGCUCGUAUCUCGGCUGCUCAAGUACAAGUUUUGA